GCCAUGGCGAGCCAGGCGAAGCGCCCGCGGGUGGCGGGGCCGGAGGGCGGCGGCGGCGGCGACGCGGAGCCCGUGGCUGGCUUCCUGAGCUGGUGCCAGCAGGUGGGACUGGAGCUGAGUCCUAAGGUGAGCGAGCGGGGCGCGGGGCUGCGGCGGCAGCGCGGCGGGCCCAGGGAUGCUCUGACCCGGCCUUCCCCGCUGCUGCCCUCGCAGGUGGAAGUGAGUCGGCAGGGCACCGUGGCCGGCUACGGCAUGCUGGCGCGGGAGAGCGUGCAGCGCGGGGAGCUGCUGUUCGCGGUGCCGCGGAGCGCGGUGCUGUCGCAGCACACCUGCUCCAUCGGCGACUUGCUGGAGCGAGAGCGAGGCGCCCUGCAGAGUCAGUCGGGCUGGGUGCCGCUGCUGCUGGCGCUGCUCCACGAGCUACAGGCUCCAGCCUCACGCUGGCGCCCCUACUUUGCGCUCUGGCCUGAGCUGGGCCGCUUGGAGCACCCCAUGUUCUGGCCGGAGGAGGAGCGCCGGCGGCUGCUACAGGGCACUGGAGUGCCCGAGGCCGUGGAGAAGGACCUGGCCAACAUCCGCAGCGAGUACCAUUCCAUCGUGCUGCCCUUCAUGGAAGCCCAUCCUGAUCUCUUCAGCCCCAAGGUCCGCUCCCUGGAGCUCUACCGCCAGCUCGUGGCCCUGGUCAUGGCCUACAGCUUUCAAGAACCACUGGAGGAAGAGGAGGAUGAGAAGGAGCCAAACGCCCCUUUGAUGGUGCCUGCAGCAGACAUUCUAAACCACUUAGCCAAUCACAAUGCCAAUCUAGAAUAUUCUGCAAAUCAUCUUCGGAUGGUGGCCACUCAGCCCAUUCCUAAAGGCCAUGAGAUUUUCAACACUUAUGGACAAAUGGCCAAUUGGCAGCUGAUUCACAUGUACGGCUUUGUUGAACCGUAUCCUGACAACACCGAUGACACAGCUGACAUCCAAAUGGUCACCGUUCGUGAAGCAGCAUUACAGAGAGUGAAGGUGGAUGCUGAGCGGCUGCUCCUGUGCGAGCGCUGGGAUUUCCUGUGUGAACUGGAGAUGGUGGGGGAGGAGGGAGCCUUCGUGAUCGGGCGGGAAGAGGUGCUGACGGAAGAGGAGCUGACCACCACACUAAAGGUACUGUGCAUGCCUGCUGAGGAAUUCAGAGAAUUUAAAGACCGGGAUGGACGGGGAAAUGAUGAAAGGGAAGAAGACACUCUGACACUCAAAAAUAUCUCCAAGCUCAAGGCGCCAUGGAAAGAGCUCCUUCGGGACAGUGUGGUGCUGACCCUGCAGACGUACGCCACAGACUUGCAAAGUGAGCAGGAUUUACUCAGCAAUGAGGAGCUUUACACCCAGCUCAGCUGGCGGGAGCAGCGGGCCCUGCAGGUUCGUUAUGGCCAAAAGAUGAUCUUACACCAGCUGUUGGAGGUGACCAGUUAGAGUAAGCAGUAAGAACUGUUUUUCUAAACUGAUAACCAUUGUUGCUUUAAAGUUUGAAUCUUUCAACUUUCUUAUUAAAUACCAGAAGAAAAAUCAGCAAAGGUGUGCUAGGUGAUGGUUCUGAUUGAACAGCAUGCUUUGGAAUGAUUAGUUUAACACAUUUUUAACCAGUCUGUAGUUACAGUAGGGAUGGGUGUUACUGUAUUCUAGUGUUUAAUAUGAACCGUACAUGUAACCUGUCAAACCAGCUGCAUCUUGAGGAAAUCAUACUUUCCUGUUACUGAUGGGUUAUUCCCCCUUGGAUGAUCUGACCACCUGUGUUGCUCUAGACACCAAGGACAGUGAGGCCUUGCUCAUGUAAGACAUCAACUUUUAAUUUUGAGCCCUUUGGUUUUACAACCUGAGUACCGUUAAAGGUGAGGCGUUUUAAGUUUCCCCCUGCUGAAGAUUGUCAGCUUGGUAGUGGGAAUGAUCUUAACUCAGCUGAGAGCUGGUGCUUCCCCGGGCUGUUCACAUUGAGGCAGCAUGGACUCGCAUGCAUACACGUACAGCGUGUGAGCGAAUGCCCAGAAACUGCACAUCUACAAAGAGCACAGGAACCAAUACAUUUAAGAUCCUUACCAAAGGGGUUGUAUUGGUCCUUUG
Molecule: messenger RNA, 2091 nt
Organism: Ochotona curzoniae (black-lipped pika)
Lineage: Eukaryota; Metazoa; Chordata; Mammalia; Lagomorpha; Ochotonidae
Gene: SETD6
Product: SET domain containing 6, protein lysine methyltransferase
Exons: 8
Coding region: 4-1446 (480 amino acids)
Biological process (GO): peptidyl-lysine monomethylation
Cellular component (GO): nucleus
Molecular function (GO): protein binding; protein-lysine N-methyltransferase activity
Source: RefSeq, a predicted model, not a curated record